UGGGGCAAAGCAACAAGGUUGGAUUUGAUUGGGCUUCUUUAACCCAACUAGGAUGGAAAUCAAAUUAACCGUGUUCGGGGGUAGUAUUUGAUAAUACCCUGCAUAAGUGAAAUGAGGGUGAACAUUGAGCAAAGGUGAGGGGCAAUUUUUUAAAUUAUGCCAACAUCAAUUUAUCACUUCACGCAUAUGAACCACAGACAGUGAACAAAAUAGAAGCAGACAGUGAAACAGGGCCGAAGGAGAAGAAAUGGCAGCAAGAAUAAACUGUUCGACUUCGAUACAAAACAGUCUCUGGUUAUUGAACCCUUUAAAUUCCAAAGCCACAACCCAUUUCAGGAAUCGUCUUAAAUUUCGACAAAACCUGUUUUCUCUAUCAAAAGGAGCCAUGUUCUGUACUUGCUCAACCAAUAAUGAUAAGACCAACACUGAUUCUACUGAUUCUUUUGUCCUCACAACCCCUCUUUAUUACGUUAAUGCCCCUCCUCACAUGGGCAGUGCUUACACCACUAUUGCUGCUGAUGCUAUUGCUCGAUUUCAGAGGCUCUCGGGAAAGAAAGUUGUAUUUGUCACUGGCACGGAUGAGCAUGGAGAAAAGAUAGCUGCCGCUGCCGCAGCCUGUGGUUCAAGUCCUAGUGAACACUGCGAGGUUAUAUCUCAAGCGUACAAGACACUCUGGAAAGAUUUAGACAUUGCAUACGACAAGUUUAUUCGGACAACUGACCCCAAACAUGAAGAAAUUGUGAAGGAAUUUUAUUCUAGGGUUCUUGCCAAUGGUGACAUUUACAAGGCUGACUAUGAGGGUCUGUACUGUAUUAACUGUGAGGAAUAUAAGGAUGAGAAAGAGCUACUGGAGAACCACUAUUGUCCAAUACAUCUAAAGCCAUGUGUUGCACGGAAGGAAGAUAAUUACUUCUUUGCCUUGUCAAAGUAUCAAAAACAAUUGGAAGAAACUUUGACACAGAAUCCAGAUUUUGUGCAGCCCUCUUUUCGUUUAAAUGAGGUGCAAAGCUGGAUCAAAAGCGGCUUAAGGGAUUUUUCUAUCUCUCGAGCAUCUGUUGAUUGGGGAAUUCCUAUUCCUAAUGACGAUAAGCAAACUGUAUAUGUUUGGUUUGAUGCUUUGCUGGGUUACAUAUCAGCUCUAUCAGAGAACAAGGAUCAACCUAAUUUGCAAACUGCUGUUUCUUCAGGUUGGCCUGCAUCACUGCACUUGAUUGGCAAGGAUAUUUUACGUUUUCAUGCAGUUUACUGGCCGGCUAUGUUAAUGUCGGCUGGACUAGCCAUUCCUAAGAAGGUGUUUGGCCAUGGUUUCUUGACAAAGGAUGGCAUGAAGAUGGGGAAGUCUCUGGGCAAUACACUUGAACCAAAUGAAUUGGUCCAUAAUUUUGGUCCUGAUGCAGUCAGAUAUUUCUUCCUCAAGGAGGUGGAAUUUGGUAACGAUGGGGACUAUUCAGAGGACCGUUUUAUCAAUAUUGUCAAUGCGCAUCUUGCCAAUACUAUAGGAAAUCUUCUUAACCGUACUCUUGGGCUUCUUAGAAAGAAUUGCCAAUCAACGUUGGUGGUUGAUUCAACUAUUGCUGCUGAGGGAACUGCAUUCAAGGACAAUGUGGAAAAGCUGGUUGAAAAUGCAAGGUUUCAUUACGAAAACCUAUCACUGUCAUCAGCGUGUGAGGCUGUGCUGGAAAUUGGUAAUGCGGGGAAUUCCUACAUGGAUGAACGAGCGCCAUGGUCACUUUUUAAGCAAGGGGGUGCUGCUUCUGAAACUGCAGCCAAGGAUCUUGUAAUUAUAUUGGAAGCAAUGAGAAUAAUAGCAAUCGCGUUAUCUCCUGUUACACCGAACUUAAGUUGGAGAAUAUAAGAACAGAUUGGCUACUCUAAAGACCAGUUUAACAGUGCAAACUGGAGUGAUACUAAGUGGGGUGGACUAAAGGGCGGUCAAGUGAUGGCUCAACCUAAACCGAUCUUUGCAAGGAUUGAGCAGAGAGCAGAAACGGAAGAUAAAAGUGAACCAGCAGCCACACAAGUCGAGAAAAACAAAGGGAAACCAAAGGCUAAAGCAGUAGCAGAAGCUUAAAAAGUACAAUCUCUCUGUAUUUAAACCACAGUUUAAAUUUAUAGAAAUUUUGCUUUUGGUAAUUGUUUGACAUUGCAGUACAUUAUUCUUUGAUUUUGGAUUUUUUGUAGGUAGUUUAAAGAAAAUACUGAUUUUAUGGUCCUCGAGAGAAAUAUUAUUUGUCCUGUAUUUCUUCUCUUUAGUUGGCUUGACAAUUUUUUAUCACUUGAGGUAAGAAGACACAUUGUGAGAUGUAUU
Pistacia vera is the source of this 2308-nucleotide messenger RNA. RefSeq names its product methionine--tRNA ligase, chloroplastic/mitochondrial. Gene Ontology annotation, molecular function: methionine-tRNA ligase activity; ATP binding. Gene Ontology annotation, cellular component: mitochondrion; chloroplast stroma. Gene Ontology annotation, biological process: methionyl-tRNA aminoacylation. Bases 248 to 1855 code for a protein of 535 amino acids. Lineage: Eukaryota; Viridiplantae; Streptophyta; Magnoliopsida; Sapindales; Anacardiaceae. The transcript has 12 exons. The record is from RefSeq and is a predicted model, not a curated record.